AUGCUACAUAAUAAUCAAGGAAGAUCUCGUUCAAAUAUCCAUCAAGUCAAAAGAUUGAACCACUUCAAUCGAAAUAACCAUCAUCAAAUCAAAAACUUACCAGCAAAUCUUCUGAAAGAUCAUUUAGUUGAAAGAACGAUGAAUUAUAUAAAAUAUUUUGAUUAUCCAUUAGCACAAUUAUUAACAGACCAUUCAACUGAUCCAUUACAAAAUACCAGCCGACAAUAUAUCGAUACGGAUACAACGAUUUCAAGUGAAGGUCGUUUUGUAAAUCAUGAAAUGGAUAUCCGUCGAAAUGGCGAAACAACAAUUCUUCGGCCUAAACAAGAUCCAGUCCUUGCUAAUGGAUUUACACCAGUGAUUCGACCUUCUUCGAAAUUGCCAUCAUAUCAGUCGAUAAUGUCUCAUUCUCAAGUAUCAUCAGCAUCAUCUUUAUCAAUUAUGAAUAAAAUGUCAGAGAGGAAACAACCUGAACAAACACCGAUAAUCAAAACCAAACGAAAGAAUCGACAUCGACCAAAACGAUGCAAUGAGAAAGUCUUUGAACCACAUAAUUACAACGUUUUCAAUGAGCAAUGUCAACAAACGCCGCAGAAUUCAAAUGUUGUCAAUUUCUUCAAACAAACCCUAUAUGAUAUGAUUGAAGAACCGAAUUACUUUCCUCCACCACCGCCACUGAUGUCAAUUCGGCCUGAAUUUCAUAGUCCGCCACCCAAUCCUUUCUAUCAACCACAUUUUGUCGAUCAACAUUUCAAUCAAAACUAUUAUAAUUUUCAUUCUUCUCCUCCUUCACCGCAUUCCUUAGCUAAUAAUCGAUAUGAAGAAUCUUCGUAUGAUCUUCCAUUCGAUCGUUAUCAUCAACCACAUUCAAACCAUAUUUUACCAUUUGAUUCUUUUUGUGCGAACUCAUAUCAAUCUUCUCCAUACAAUUCUACCCAUUUGUUCAACUGA
Adineta ricciae is the source of this 951-nucleotide messenger RNA. The record is from the annotation of a GenBank genome assembly. NCBI's taxonomy places the organism in Eukaryota, Metazoa, Rotifera, Eurotatoria, Adinetida, Adinetidae.